Messenger RNA from Penicillium crustosum, 1113 nucleotides. RefSeq names its product putative DnaJ domain protein Psi. Gene Ontology annotation, cellular component: cytosol. The coding region runs from base 1 to 1113 and encodes 370 amino acids. The record is from RefSeq and is a predicted model, not a curated record. Gene Ontology annotation, molecular function: protein-folding chaperone binding. The transcript has 3 exons. Gene Ontology annotation, biological process: translational initiation. NCBI's taxonomy places the organism in Eukaryota, Fungi, Ascomycota, Eurotiomycetes, Eurotiales, Aspergillaceae.
AUGGUUGCCGAGAGUAAGCUCUACGACGCCUUGAGCGUCAAGCCUGAUGCCACUCAAGAUGAGAUUAAGAAAGCAUACCGCAAGGCAGCAUUGAAGCACCACCCAGACAAGAACAAAGACAACCCUCAGUCUGCGGAUAAAUUCAAAGAGGUCUCGCAAGCCUACGAAGUCCUAUCCGAUCCCGAAAAACGCAAGAUAUACGACCAGUUCGGCCUUGAAUAUCUGAUGCGAGGUGGCCCCGCACCGCCUCCGCCAGGGGCAGGCGGAGCCGGCGGAGGUGGCUUUGAAGGUGGCAUGCCUGGAGGAUUCAACUUCGGCGGCAUGCCCGGCGGUGGAGGAGGGCGGAAAUUCCACUUCUCGACCGGUCACGGCGGCGGUGGGUUCAGUUUCAGCGAUGCCAACGAUACCUUCCGCACCUUUGCCAAGGACGGCGGCGGCGGUAUGGGUGGUAUGGGCGGCAUGGAUGAAGAAGAUAUUAUCUCGAUGCUCGCAGGAGGACUGGGUGGCGGCGGUGGAGGCGCUGGCUUCCGUAGCAGCCGUCCGGGAUACGCCAAACCGAAACGCGCACCUACACCCGAACCAACUAUCAUCGAGAAAGACCUGCCACUCACUUUGGAGGAAAUCUACAACGGUACCACUAAAAAGGUCAAGACGAAGAGCAAGGCCUUUGACAGCAUGGGCAAACUCACCACCAAGGAGGUGACCUUGGAAGCCAAUAUCAAGCCUGGACUGCGUGCUGGCUCGAAGAUCAAGUACAGAAAUAUCGGAGAUCAGGAAGAAGGGGGACGGCAGGAUGUUCAUCUGAUUGUGAAAGAGAUCGAUCAUCCUACUUUCAAGCGUUCUGGUGACAAUCUUAUCACAUCCGUGGAUCUCAGCCUGAAGGAAGCACUGACAGGCUGGGAGCGCAUUGUCCGCACUAUCGACGGGAAGUCCAUCCGCGUGUCCAAGCCCGGUCCAACUCAACCCGGCCACGAAGAGCGUUAUCCCGGUCUGGGCAUGGUGAGCUCCAAGAACCCCAGCAACCGCGGCGACAUGGUCAUCCGUGCCAAUGUCAGUUUCCCUACUAGCUUGACUAGCUCCCAAAAAGACAUUCUCCGGGAUGUGCUGCCUUAA